This is a messenger RNA of Durusdinium trenchii, 3744 nucleotides long. The record is from the annotation of a GenBank genome assembly. Lineage: Eukaryota; Dinophyceae; Suessiales; Symbiodiniaceae.
AUGGAAGUCGAGCUCCCAGGUUCUCACUCGGUGCUGCAGCAACGCUUGCGGAGCGAGUCUGAUGAGCUAUUGAUGUAUGCUGCCGACGUGCAGGAACGUGAAAAGUCUCCGAUCCAUGAGGCUGGCAUGGACUCGGUGUGGCAAGCAGGUUUCCAUGACGACUUGGAGUCCUGGGGUUAUCGGAACUUUCCCGUCAUCACUGAUCACUUCAACUUCCUGGUCUACGGGGUGGAUCUUGCAGUGCGCAGCAUCAGGCAGAAAAACGACAAAGAAAAGGGAAGGGCUGAGCGGCUGAGCUGCUACCAGGAGCAGUUACUGCCGGCCUUUGUUCGCAUUAUGCUUACCUAUUAUCAUGAUCCACGAAUUCACCGGCGAAUUCGCUAUGGUCCUGCUGAGCGGGAGUAUUUGGAUAUCUACGUGGCAGUUCCCAAGGAAGCACUGGAGAAGGGCGCAAAAGUCCCGGUGGUGAUCGCUGUGAUGGGUGGCGCUUUCAUCAUUGGGCACCGUGGCUACAACGCGCAGCUGGGGCUUCGGCUGAUGGAGCCAGCCUUUGCGAGCUUUGCUUGUUUGUACAAGACAGUGAUGCUCAUGGGUCAAAGCGCCGGGGCGCACCUGGCAAAGCACAUCGCUGAUGGGAAGGACUUCAACGACAACUGGUCUGUGAAGGACGGGUUUGACAAAGAGAAGCUGGGCCCCCACUUGUCUUCCCGAGGGCUUUACCCAGGCAUCAUGACCCACAUGACCGCUGGGGAUUUGCCGGGCUGUUCCCCAGAAGCGAGUGGAAGGCCCCGACGUCGCAAAGCAGUUGAACUCUUCGGAGAUUUUAUCCCAAAUGGCAGCGACAUGAUCCACAGGUUGAGCAUCUUGGAGGACAAAAUCAGCGCCCGACAGAUCCUGUGGUUGGUUCUGCCCAUGAUGCUGGGCACGGGGGCAGAGAAGCGGAUCGCCGAAGAGAAGCAGCUGUGCGGCAAGGGAGGCCUUGUCGAAUGGGGCCUCUUCAUUGAAACAAUCGAAGAUGCGCUUUGGUCCAAAAAGAUUGCUGAAGCGUCUUUGAGCGAUGUGUCAAGCCUGUCGAGCGUCGUCAAGUUUUGGGGACGCUUGAGAUUCCCCAAGGACUAUCCCUUCAGACCGCCGUCCAUUUUGAUGGCUCUUUGGUCGUCUGACUAUCACCCGGAGACUUGGCAGCCUGCCUGGUCCGUGGCCACGGUCUUGAAGGGCUUGCUCUCCUUUAUGUGCGACUGCGCCAGUGCCCCCGGUGAUCGCUGUAAAUGUGAAGUUGGCAGGCUGGCGCCCUCCGGUGACAUGGCAGCAGAAGGGGCCGAUGUUGCUUCACAGCAGUCCUUGAGCAAAGGCCAAUGCUACGACCUUCAGCUUUGGUCCAUGGGCCACUGCGCUCAUGGAAUGGUGGAAGAGCCCGAGGUCCGCAUCCACGCGGAUGAGGUCAGACUGGACGAAUCUGUCGACUGGAGGGACCAGGCUGGACGGCUGGACCUUCUCGCAUCUCGCCUUCCAGGUGCCACGUUGGUGUGGAUCGUGCGGGGUGCCAAGCUGGGAGUUUUGACACAGCCGAUGCCCUCAGAAGUGGAGCUCCUCAUGGUCACCAGGUAUCCGUUGACCCUGCUGGCCUGGCUGGUGUCAUGGCCGGUGUUUUUUGUGCUGGCUUUACAAGGCCUGCAUUUGGAGGUGCUUCAGGAUCCUUCUGAAGGUUUGGUGCUCAGAGGAUGGUACUUGCCAACUGCGCUCGAGUUCGACCAGCGAGGUUUCCCCUGUGCUGUCGGGGGGCAGACAGCCUACGUCGGGGAGGCGAAGCAGUGGACCUCGGUCUUCCUGGAACUUACGACAUUGCAGUUCUCAACUCAGAAGCGCAUGGAGAAGCAUAUGGAAGCAAAGUUGAAACGGCAACAGAGACAGAUGGGUGAGUUCAGCCGCUACAAUCAGAUCGCAGAUCCGGAAGGUCAUCCAGCGGGCGUCCGCUUCGGCCCGGGAGUGGAAAUGGAUAUGAUCAACGUGGAUAGCCCUCGAACUGAUUGUGGUGAUUGGUCCUGUAGCGCAGAUGGAUAUGGCGGAGAUGGUGCAUGGGAUCCAGACGAUUUGCCCUUGCAGCAGAGAUGCCCAUCGCUGGAAAUUGGAGCCAUGAACUCCAGCGAGUCCUUUGGAAGGACAAGAAGUGAUCGAGAGGCAUCGACCAAAAAGAGCACAGACGGCUCCUUUGUGUCCAAUGGUUCCAUCGUCAGUUUGGCCAACUUGAAGAAAAACUACAUUUCGGAGCACUUGCAGAAGUCCAAAGAUGCUGCAUACAAGCGACGCAUACGUAUCAGUGGCGUCAUGGGCUUCUUGGGCAUCAUGUGUGCAUUUUUGGCGUGCGCUGGCGUUCUAGCGCACCGGGUUGGGGGCGACUCAAGACAAGAUCCCAUAAGCUCUGCCUUGCUCCGCUCCAUUUCCAGUACCAUCGUCCUCGUGGGACUUUUUGCUUUUCUCUUAGCUUUGCUGCCCACAGACCGCCGUGCAGUGCCUGUGGGGACCUGGAUCUUCAUAGUGCUGCUGGCCUUCAUGGGAGGUGUUUCGCUGAACUCCAGCACGCGCAUGAUCAGCAGUGGAGUCCCUGGAGAGGAGGCAAAGGGGAGAUCGACGGCUGCAAACGUGUGCCAAAGCAUCGCCAUUGCGUUGAUUGGUUGCAUCUACCUGGCGUUGGCCUGCUAUUUGAUUGUGCAAGUAACUUGCCGAUCACAUUUGACAAAGCGUUUGCUUUCGAGGAUGUGGCGCACCGCUGCCGGCGUUUAUGCGACUGUAGUGUGCAUAACCCUCACAGAAGCGAUUCUGGAGGGCAUUUACGACCUGUGGGGCCUCGCCUGGCUUCUGACCUCAGCGACAGCGCUCAGCUUGACCCUAGCCGCGCGGAAUAGAGACCUGCGCAACAAGAUCCAGAACUGUGUAGGUGCCCACGGUGAGUCUGCGGGUUUCGGUGCUGCUGUAGCUGCUUUAGUCGGCCGGUUCACGGUUGAUGAGGUGCUCGAACAGGCACGCUGCAGCUUCUACACCGUCAAAGCUGAUCGCUUGAAGAUGGAGCACAUCAUCAGCAGCCAACCAACUCCAGAGCUGAAGCUGGGGCAGCUCGCGCGGCGUACACGGCUGGGGGAGGCGGAUGCCUUUAUUAGCCAUAGUUGGUCAGACGAUCCCUUGGCCAAGUGGAAUGCCAUCCAAGCCUUCCGGAAACGUUUUAAGAACCAGCACAAGGUGGAACCAAAGCUGUGGAUUGACAAGUACUGCAUUGAUCAGAGCGAUUUCCAGAACUCCUUGGCAUGUUUGCCGAUUUAUUUGGCCUCUUGCAGCAAAAUGGUGGUGAUUUGUGGCGAAAGCUACCUCACCAGGCUGUGGUGUGUCGUGGAGCUCUUUGUAUUUUUGGAGAUGGGUGGAUCUCCAGAGAAUUUGGAGGUGAUCAUGUUGCCAGAUCCCGGGUGCAUCGUGGAACAGAUUCAGAACUUCCAGCCCUGGAACCUCCAUUGUUCAAAAACCAACGUCGCAGAGGAAGACCUCCUGCAGAGCGUUUUGGAAGCAGGCAGUAGUGGCUUUGAUGGGAUCCGCAAAUUGGUUUGGGAACGCUUCAAUCCGCAGGCGCGGCAUGAGGAGCAGCGGGAACGGUACCAGCACGAGAAGUCUGCAUUUUCUCACGUCUCCGACAUCUCCCAAAGAGAGGAGAAGAGAGAGGAGAAGACGUCCGAGGUUGGGUCAUUCUUUUCCAUUUGA